Anopheles darlingi is the source of this 867-nucleotide messenger RNA. RefSeq lists its product as uncharacterized. Lineage: Eukaryota; Metazoa; Arthropoda; Insecta; Diptera; Culicidae. The record is from RefSeq and is a predicted model, not a curated record. The transcript has 2 exons. The coding region runs from base 93 to 797 and encodes 234 amino acids.
ACGGAAGGAGUGUUUCCAGUUCUGCUUCGACAUCUGAGUGGUAAUCACAUACCUGGCGCAAGUAGCUACCGUUUAACCGUUGAUAGUGCAAGAUGAAGUCCCUUUUCGUGUGCCUGCUGCUGGCUUUGGCCGGUCAAUCCCUUGCCCAGAGCGAGAAUGAGUUUGUGGAAUACUUGAUGGAAAUCCAGACCCAGGCGGAAACCGUCCAUCAAGCGAUGGAGGAAACGUUCGACAAUAUUCGCUUCUCGAUGAGCGAAGGACUGAUCGAGCUGAACCGUCAACUGAUCGCGCGCAUGAACGAGGCUCUCGAAGAGAUCGAUGAGAUCCGUGAGGAUACUGAAGCGUUCGUUGGAGAGUCGUCGGCUCCGGCUAGCUGUGUCGAUGUGGUCGUCGCUAAUUGGGAACGCGAGAUCGAUUUUGCCGGUCAGGCGCUGUCUCGCUGUGCCAGUGAGGCCAACGUUCAGAUCGCCUCGCAUACUGCCGAUGUCCAUAACGCUCUAGAGGCUGCCCAGAUUGCGUCGACCGAGUUGCAGAACAUUGUCGUCCGUGGAUUCAUUGACUGGAACGCCAUCGAUGCCACGGAGGAGCUCGCGGACGUCGUCGGUGCCCAGAUUGAGGAGAGAGACGACUACUUCAACCGCAUCACUCACCCCGCCCUUGAGCGCGUCCUGCAGAGUGUUCUGGAUCUGGAUGACAACCUGCUGCCAGAGAUUCUGACUUGCGUCAACCGUGGCGUUGAGCGUUUCGGCAACUACGGCCAGGUGAUCCGUGACACGCUGUCCUUCUGCUCGCAAUAAUUUGAAUACAUGGUUGUGCUUUCUUUCCUGUAAGGAAGCAAACAUUCUCAAACAGACUGUUUCUAUCUAU